AUCACGUAGUUUUGAAGAAGACGCGAAGCUGGUUUUAUAAUACCAUAAAACUCGUGUUUACGAUGGGUCGGACACAGCACUUCUCCUCACCGAGGGAGGAGGGCCCCCCCCGCCCCCCAGUUGGUCUCCUCCUUUUGUUUUUUCUCCGCCCUCUUCGGCUCGUAUAAACGGAGGCGAGCGGCGUCCCGUCCGCGGGGUUAGCGCGGUCAGCCGUUGGUGAAGAGGCGAACAACAUGGCGGAGCAGCACCGGCCCGGCUCACCGGCGACGCACUAGAACCUUGCCCCGUGGUCCUCUGGCGUACCGGGGGGGGAAGGGUCAGUGGACACGACAAAGAUUGGAAGAAAAUUAAAAAAAAAAAAAAACCUGUCACGGAGAAGGAGCUGUUAGUGAGGAAAGAUGAGCCGACACGCAACAGACUUCCAUGAGUCUGCGCAGGAGUCCCCGCCGCUGCCUGCUGAUCACAUGCUCGACUCUGCAGCCGUGCUAUUCCCUGGUGCUUUCGAUCAACACGGCUGCCCUCUGAUCGUGUUCCCGGCGGACAAACAAGCCAAACUCUCCUCAGAACUCAGCAAAGCAGAAGUGGUGGACUUCAUAAAUUACUUCCUAUGUCUGCACAAUAAGCGGCAGGAGAAGAGGAGUUUGGUGUCGGCGGUGGCUGAUCUGAGGUCUGCCUCGCUCCACACCACCAGAUUCGUGGCCGAGACGCUGCUCCUGCUUGAGCGGAACAAGCGGACCGUACACACUGUGUACAUCGUUCAGCCCAAAAAGAAGGACGGCGUCAAGCUGCUGCUGAAACUGCUGACGCCCUCAAAGUCUCCCACGGCCUCCUUCACGAAGGUUCUUCUUAAAGAGAUCCCAGAGCUCUCCAACCACAUUGACCGAAGCCAGCUAACGGCGUCGUUGGGCGGCUACCUGGUCUACUGUCACCACAGCUGGGUGGCCUUCAUCAAGGAGAUCAAUGAGUUUGUUCAGGAGUUCCUCUCCGUGGUCCAGCGGUUGCCCGCGUGCAUCUCCACCCUGCAGGCUCUGUCCAGGCUGCCUCCGCCCUCCACCUUCGACGAGCUCCGGCACUUCUGCUCCACCAACGAAGCCAAGUUCCAGCAGCUGAGGAGGGAGCUGGGCCUGGAUGAACUGCUGAACCACUGCGAGAGUGUCGUGGAGAAGCUACGUCACCCCGAGAAGGAGCCGUGCUACCAGGCGCUGGCCGGCACCGCUCUCUUCACCCACACCGCCUUCGACAUGCUGCAGAACCACAGCAGAAUAACUGCUGCUAUGGAAAAAGUGGAGCUUCUGUGGCAGCAGGCCUUUUCUAAGGCCCGCCUCCAGUUGCAGGUGUUCCAGCUGCGAGAGGAGGCUCUGCAGAUCACAGAGCAGAUCAAAACUCUCCUCCAAGAGAAGCUCCAGCUUUACAAAAUAGAGAUCGCAAAGGAUGCUGCGGAGGCAGUGAUGUUGGUGUCAGAAUUUGAGGUGUCCAUUCACGCGCCUGCAAUGGCCCUCAUUGGCCGUGCUGAGGAUGUGAUCCACGCAGUGGUGGAGAUCCUUCAGUAUGACGGUCAGACCAGAGAGCGCUGGGUUCUGGAUGUGGAGAGGCUGAAGGAGAAACUCCACUCGGCCGUGAACUUCGUCCGCCGAACCCUCAGAGCGGUUUCCAGCUACCACCAUCACUACAACAAGGCCGACAGCUGGUACCACCGGGUCCUCUGCGAGAACGUCCUCCAGCUGCUGCUGUCCGGCGUCGCUGGAGACGGUGUCCAGAGCAGGAACUGGGGGACGAUCCCUGCGUGGAGGUACAAGAUGUCCACAUUCCUGAAGAAUAAUCCACCUCCAGAUACGGAGGAGCUGGUUCACCUGGCUCAUCUGUCCAAAGCCAUUCCGGAUGACGAGGUCCAGGAGGCAGGAAAGCUGAUGUCUCAUAGGUGCCUGACCCUGAGGAAACUGCUGAUGUCUUCGGGCCCCGUGGCUGUCGGUCACCUCCAGCUGGCCUUACAGUGGCAGUACGAGCUGCUGCGGAGCGGCAGCGUUGACCCCUCCUCCUCCGCCGGCGCCACAAACGGCGCGACCGAGCAUGCGCAGGACCUUUAUCGAUGUGACGGCGGGAAGGAAGCGAGCCGUCUCCUAGAAAAGUCUGCUGUUUCCGCGUUGGCUGAGGGCAAACCCCCCUCCCUCAGCUCAUUCGACUCGGGUUUCGAUGGCGCCGGGACCAACCACCCGGAGGCGUGCGGGGACGGGGACUGUGCGAGACGAGCCCUGAGCCAGCCUCUGCUCCACGGAGAGAAGGCCUCCGGUGUUUCGGGCGGCGAGGAUCCCAGAGAGGAGUUGGACUUUGGCUCCUUGGGGAACUCCUCCCGGGCCAGCAUCCAGAUCGUCCCCAAGGUCACCGCGGAGUCCCUCAACCUGGAGAUCAAAGUGAAGCGCUCGGCGGCGCCGCCCAACAACCCCUGGCUCAGCUUGCCCAUAGACGAUCUGGAAAACUCGUACACGGUCACCAUCACGCAGAACCCGACGCCGCAGAAGAGGGAGCUGCUGUCCCGCCAGCCCUCCGACCCCGACCAGGCCGAAGGGUCUCGAGAUCAGCCCACGCAGACGGAGGCUCUGAACGCCACGCCGCCCGGACGCUCACGGAGCGCCAACUGGAGGCUGCACCCGCAAAGCAGUCCGCAGGAUCCGGAACUGAGCGCCGUUCGCCACAUCCUCUCCAGCACGAUCACACAAGGAGGAGGAGACGGAUCGGUCUGCACCACGGAGGGGAUUCCUACUCUUCUCUGGGACUCGUACGACCUCCGGGACCAGAAUCUGGACGCUGUGGACGGUGCGGUGGAUGUCUCCCUAAAUGACUGGGAUGUGAAGGAGCAGGAGGAUCUAAGGGCAGUGGAGAUGAUUCUGGACCGGGCAGAUGAAAUCCUGGAGAAAGAAGAAAACGUUCUGGCUCAGGAGGCCGUGCUGGAUGCCCUGCUGAGGUCUGAGGAGAGGCACCAUCAGUGGCCCCCCUGGGACAGUGAGGACCAGCUCGGUGCGAUGUCGUCUAGUGAGCUGGCUGAAGCUGGUGUUCUUGGCCUCGAGGAUUACCUCAGCCCCGCAGACUCGGACUACCUCUGUGAGUCUAGAUCUGAGACUGAAGCUGCCACGGGGGCUUUUCACAACGAGCCGGACCUGCUGACGGAGAUUAGGAAAGUCCAGAUCCUGGACGAGCUGAUUAUGGAGGAGAACCUGAAGAUCCAGGACAUGCGAAGCUGCGACGGUAACCCUGAAGAGGAACCUGUAGAUACCAACGGGCUGUCAAGUAUGAGCAAGGAGAGGCAGGCGUUUCAGCUGCAGCUCGCAAAGGAGAAACGGGAGGUGGAGAAGCUCGAGAAGAGUUUGGACAGGGAACGUAAAGCGAAGGACAAAGGCCGAGCUAGAAGGGUCGUAAGAUGUUCUGUAAUGGAGAAGGCUAGAAGUCAGGAUAAGGAAGACCAAGAAGACCUCUGGCUGUGUGAUGAGCUUUUAGCAGGUAGCUGUAGAUCUCCGAGUACACCUCCGGUCCACAAGGAUUCUCAGGAAACCUGUAACACUGAGAAUGUUCCAGCUGUGUCGGGUCCCGGUGUUGCCAAAGACGCUACACCACAAGACAUGGUUCCACCUCCAGAUUCCCAAUGUCACGGUGAUUGCUCGUUAGCAUUUAUUAAAGCCACCUCAGAUGUGAAGGAAGCCGCGGAAGAGGUGGUAAUCCAACCUCAAGGUUCCAUCUAUAUCAGCAAAUUAGACAAAUCCUGUGAAGAUGCCUCGUCACCCUCUGGAAUUGAGCCAGAUGUUGGCGCGUUUGACCCCGGGGGGAAAUCGCCCGAGCCCCCCGAGCAGAGACCGGCUGCUCUUCCCGUGAACCGCGACAACCUCGCUGAGCACGAACCUCCUCCUGACACAGAGCUGCAGGGUCCAGCUCGGCCCGCCGGUGCCUCUGAUCCCGCUUUGGUGACGUUCGCCGGGCGGCCCGAGGAUGUCGGCCCAGUCGCCAGUCAAACCUUAGUCUGUCCAGAUGUGGAGGAACGCAGCUGCAACAACAACAAUAACAACAGUGUGCUCACAGAGAAAUGCAGUGUUUCAUUGGAGCACUUGAAACUGAAUACUGAAAUAAGCGCUGAAUGUGAAGAGGAUGCAUCAGAAGAAGCUGCAGAGGAGGACCAGACUGUACCUGCUGCAGGUGGGCAGUCGGCUCCCCAGCUGCCCCCGGGCCGACCUCUGGGGUUUGACCCCGGUGGAAGAGCUGAGCAGGCUGUUGGUGUUCAGAGCUCAGAGGCCAUGAGGAUAUCGGGCUCCGGGUCACCUGGCCUUCGGGCCCAGCUAAACAUCAACACGAGAGAGAUGACGGAUUUCAAGACCCCCAUCGUCCUGGAUACGGGGUCCGGUUUGAUGAAAGCCGGAUUUGCAGAUCAAGACCUCCCAAACAUUAUCUUUCCAACAAUUAUUGGAAUGCCGAAAUAUGAGGAAAUAAUGAAUGGGAACCUUGAAAGGGAGAUCUACAUUGGACAUGAGGCUCAACACAUGAGAGGGGUUCUGGCUCUUAAACAUCCCAUCAAGAACGGAAUCAUUCGCAACUGGGAUGAAAUGGAAAAGAUUUGGCAUCACACCUUCCAGCAGCUGCGCGUGGAUCCAGUCGAUCACCCCGUCCUGCUGACCGAGGCGGCCAUGAACCCCUCGCAGAACCGCGAGCGCAUGGUGGAGAUCAUGUUCGAGUGCUUCAACGCUCCCUUCACCUACGUGGCCAUGCAGGCGGUGCUGGCGCUCUACGCUGCAGGGAGGUCCACUGGUGUGGUGUUUGACUCUGGAGACGGAGUCAGCCACAGCGUGCCUGUGUUCGAGGGAUACUGUCUCCCUCACGCCGUGCAGCGCUUCCCUCUGGCCGGUGCAGACGUGACCCUGCACCUGAAGAAGCUUCUGCAGGAACAAGGGGUGAGCAUGCGCACCACGGCGGAGGUGGAGAUCGUGAGGGAGAUGAAGGAGAGCUGCUGCUGUGUGGCCGUCGACUACGAAGCGGAGCUGAGUCGGGGGGUUGACCCCCGCAGAGAGAAGCAUUACAGCAUGCCAGACGGACAGAUCGUCACGCUCGGCACGGAGCGGUUCAGGGCUCCUGAGAUUCUCUUCAAACCCGAGCUGAUUGGACGGGACCAUUACGGGAUGCACGAGAGCAUCUUCAAGUCCGUCCUCAGCUCGGACAUCGACCUGCGGCGCUGCUUCCUGGGGAACAUCGUGCUCUCGGGCGGGAACACACUGCUGCCGGGCCUCCCCGAGCGGCUGCGGGCUGAAAUCCGGGGGCUGGUUCCCGGCGACGUGGGGGAGAGCGUCCGCGUCACCAGCCCCGGGGACCGAGACUUCUCUGUGUGGCGCGGGGGGGCGGUGCUGGCCAACCUGCCCGCCUUCGGCGAGGCGUGGAUCAGCCAGGAGGAAUACGAGGAGCACGGGCCGCAGAUCGUCUUCAGGAAGUGCUUCUGAGGCGGCGCCGUUGACGCCGUGUCCCCCGAGUGCAAUAUGGUACGAGCCGUUUUUAAGGCUUUUAUGUGUUUGUCUCUCAUGUCUCGAGUUCCUUGUGGAGUCUGUUUGACCCUCGUCGUCACUAGAUCUUAUCUACUAGGGUCCAACAACAUUACCGAUGAAAUCUGUUUGUCCAUGAAAUUCAUGUCAGUCGGCGUCCUAAAGAACCUUUUUUUAUUUGUUUCCCUUUUUGGGAAAAUGUUUCUGUCUUUUGGAAUUUAAGAGCAAGUGUGGUUUCAGGGACUAGAAUUGAAGCUGGCCUUUGAUCAACGUCUGCCAACUUUGUUUCAGGAAUAAACUCAAUGUGCCGACUCCAAAUUAUAUAUUAAUCUAAUAUCAAAUUAUGAAGUGUAUUUAUCCAACAAGUGAAUUUGUUUUUUUAUGUGAUAGACUUGGUGAAGUUGCGUUCCUUUCGAAGUUCUGUGUGGUGUUCAGAACAAGGAUUUUAUUUUUUGUAUUAUCGCUGAAUUAUAUUAUGGAUUAUUAGGGCCACUGAUUUUUACUGUUCAAUUAAUUUCCCCGAAAAUGAUUAACUAUUUUUUUUUUUUUUCGUAUAUUGCUUUGUUUUGCAAACUCACAUUUUUUUUUUCUAAAAUCUUAGAAUAUUUAUACAUGGAAAACAUUUUUUCCACAUCAGUGGCCCUAAUACUCCUGAAUGAAAUCAAUACGUGAUGACACAGUAAUGUGAGCUGGAGAGGAGACUGUGGUCUCGGUGUAAGAAGUAAUGAGGUUUUUCAGUCACAUGUCGAUCCUCCACUUGAGUGAACUUCUGGUUUUGGGAAGGUUUGUAUGACUAUUUUAAUAUGAGGAAUGAGUGCAGUGUUCUGGUUACGCCAUCACUGAGCCGAUGAUGUCAAAUGCUACUGCUGCAAGUGUUUUGUCCAUUUUCUGAAGUUUAAGUUAAUGUUUUUCUAUUUGACUGCAGUGUUUUGUUUUAAUGUCUGAUCUGAUUUAACACUUGCACAGUUAGUGAUGAUAUUUUUGAUCAGUUUUCCAAUGGUGCCAAACUUCUGCAUUUAUCCAAUAUUAUUGAUUCUGAAAACUCACUUUUCCAAUCCUGUGUAUAUUUAUACUUGAUCUGUUUCUUUGGAAUGUUCUGUUUUGCAUGCUGUUAUGUUGCAUGUGAUGUGCACUUUUGUGUCUGCAUGUUUUUCUUUGGCGUUUUAUGUGUGACCCAAGUUCAUCUCAACUGGAAAUUGGCAUGAAAUGUGACUUGCACUUACUACUUCGUACACAAUACUCUGACGCGCUCGGUGUGCCUUGUUUACUGGGUCUCCUCCUCCUGAACGUACCCGAACUGUCUGGACGGAGUCUCGCAAUGUUUCACCCAAAGCAUGAUCUUUCUGUCAUGUCUGUUUUUAUAAUAAAUAUUUUAA
Messenger RNA from Pungitius pungitius (ninespine stickleback), 6883 nucleotides. RefSeq lists its product as uncharacterized. NCBI's taxonomy places the organism in Eukaryota, Metazoa, Chordata, Actinopteri, Perciformes, Gasterosteidae. The transcript is spliced from 23 exons. The coding region runs from base 399 to 5468 and encodes 1689 amino acids. The record is from RefSeq and is a predicted model, not a curated record.